GCCUACACAGGCUUGUCAAGCUAUGGUAUCUUUUGUGCAGUGACUGCUCGUUCCAGUGUCCGGCGCUUACGAGCCUUUGCCUGGCAGGCUCUGUUCCGCUUCUUCUUCUUCUAUUUGCGGUGGGUGGGAUUAGGCACUGGCCAUCCCACUUCUCUGCGUUCAUACCUCAUUAUGGACGGUCUAGCCUUUCUUGGGGGCGUCAUCAACAUCUCGCGAGUGCCUGAGCGCUGGAAGCCAGGUUGUUUUGACUAUUGGUUCAACAGCCAUCAGAUUAUGCAUGUGCUGGUGGUGGUCAGUAUACUCUAUCUUCAUUGGGGAGUAGUGGCUGAUCUUCAUUGGAUUGCCAACUCAGCCUGUCCAAAGGAAGGACCACAUCAUGUUUGAAUUCACCCCUUCCACAGAAAAUCUGCUGACUAAGAAGUGGGUGAUGUAUAAGGUGUGAGCCACUGUACUCAUUGUUCUACAAGGGCUGAAGUACAUAAGAAAGGACAUCUUCUGGACAUAAUUUAUUUAAAAGAGGCUGCAUUUUUCCCCUGUGGGGUUAAUACAGUAGUUUCCUAUUGGUUGAUUAUUCAUGGAUCAACUUGUCUAAGAUUUGUAUACUUCUGAGUCUAAAGUAAUGAAUUUCCACCACUUGAAGUUCUUAGAUCAGUUUGUGCAGUUCAACUUUUCUUCCAAAUGACAACAGGCAAAUAUAAUUUGGUUAAAAACCAUCUUGAACUCUAAUAAGAUACAAUCAGAGAAAUAAUCCACUGUACUAGUGAAGAUUCCCAUCCCCAACUCUUACUUUUUUUUUGCUGUAGGACUUUUUGUCAUCAGAGCUGUUCUUGAGGUAGCUUUGAUGAUAGUAGGAAGAACCCGAUUAGUUGCUUCUCUUUUUUGAAUUUGCAUUGAAAAUGAAAUGGGCACUGGGAAGAGAGAUGUUCUUGGUAGAAGAUAUUGGAGUUGAGUGCAACUUCUCUGCUUUUUAGAGGCAGUUACUUAGAUACUUUUUAUCCAGGUCUCUUUCAGACACCAUGCAAUACUUUCUGAUUUUAGAAAG
This is a messenger RNA of Thamnophis sirtalis, 1042 nucleotides long. The record is from RefSeq and is a predicted model, not a curated record. NCBI's taxonomy places the organism in Eukaryota, Metazoa, Chordata, Lepidosauria, Squamata, Natricidae.